Messenger RNA from Notodromas monacha, 1437 nucleotides. NCBI's taxonomy places the organism in Eukaryota, Metazoa, Arthropoda, Ostracoda, Podocopida, Cyprididae. The record is from the annotation of a GenBank genome assembly.
AUGUGCUAUGUUGACGACACGAGAUGUCAGGAUCAGGGAGUGUUGUUUGUUACUGCCGUGGGAGGUGGACUCAUCAAUAUAAAAUGCAACAACUUCAAGAGAUUUUCUCAGGACAUCUGGGAAGAUGGCUUAUUUGUCCUUGAUCCAGGAUUUGGAUCAAGGACAGGGGUUGGCGCCAAGGCAUCUGAUUGGCUCAACAAAGUUGAGUCGAAGAUGGCACCAGUUUUCAAGUUUUUCAGAGGGGGCACUGGAACUGGACUGACCACACAAACUGCGUAUUUGCUGAUCAACAAGCACUUUUCAGCCCGCCGUGGAUUAGCAAUUGGACUAUUAUAUUCCACAGCGCCGUUGGCAAGAACCAUUUUGCCAACUGUGGAAAAAGCCCUGGAAGAGAAAUACGGAAAUCGUGGUGCGUUGCUGUUUAUGUCAGGCAUUAUGCUGAACAUCAUUCCGGCUGCUGUUUGGAUCCGCAAAUUCCAAGAUACUUCCAUUCCAGCUCAGUUGUAUAAGACUGCCAUCGACCCAGGUACUGCUGGAGACAAUGGACUGCAUCUACCUGUGAGCAUUCAUGAGUCGCUCAUCAACAUUGUUGAAGGCAAAACAAAAGUGUUAAUCCUGGAAAUCCCCUAUAUACAUUGGCUCCGGAAGAAGCUGAACAAAUCGGCAUUGACCGCUUCACGAGGUUCACUUCCAGCAUUCAAGGAAUUAAUGCUCAGGCCGCUGAACACCUUCAGGCUCAGUUUGGUGCGUGUGAAAAUGUUGCACAGUCAAAUCAAGUUCAUUCUGGACUAUCCGGAGUACCUGAUGAAUGCCUUGGAUAGCGGAGAGACCCCUUCAUGUAUAAAAAAAAGAGAGAAACAGGGAGAGAGCGAGAGAGAUAGCGUGAAGAAAAGACUGGAAGCCCUUUAUCGAGAAAGAUGGAAUCCGGAAAUUGGUUCUCUGGGUUGCGUAAAUACCAGCAAUACUCAGCCGUUUCUAGUGGCAGGCUCAAGGAAAAGCAUUCAUUGCAGUGUUUUCAUGGAUUUAGUCAUGCCGUUCGUGCGGAAAUCUUUCUGGGGGCUGGGAAUUUCCACGUUCCUCUACGGCGUGGGCUCUGGAACAUCCGUGUGCUUCGGAGGACUCGUAUUGCUGCACUACUUCGGACUGGAUAAUCUGCCCAUUUCGACAGGGAUCGGAUGGACCAUAAAGGGACUUGUUUUGCUCGUCCUGGGCCCAUUGAUAGGAGGACUCAAGGACCUGACAGGCGAUUUUUCCGCUACAUACUUUCUUCUUUCCGGAGGUAUGGCACUCGGUACGGUAAUCUGGGCUCUGGAGCCAGUAAUCGAGGCUUGGCGAACCAAGAUGAGACCUUCGUUUUCCGUGUCGGUCGUCGAUGUCGAGCUGAGUGUGGGGAAUUGAUUACCUGACGGACUGGUUUACAUGUACGGCUUCAGCAGC